Messenger RNA from Maniola jurtina (meadow brown), 2992 nucleotides. It is a transcript of the gene Smyd4-2, whose product is annotated as SET and MYND domain-containing protein 4. Bases 138 to 2357 code for a protein of 739 amino acids. The record is from RefSeq and is a predicted model, not a curated record. The transcript has 13 exons. Gene Ontology annotation, molecular function: protein binding. NCBI's taxonomy places the organism in Eukaryota, Metazoa, Arthropoda, Insecta, Lepidoptera, Nymphalidae.
AUUUGCGUUUAAUAGCGGGUUAAUGAAAUAAACAUGAGCCCUAAAAUGGACGCCCGAAACACAAAUACAUGCAAAACAGCAUUGUGGCGUUAAUAAUGAAACAUUUCACUGCUUCUUUGCAAACUUUAAUAUAGAAGAUGUCCCGAGUGUACGAGGAAUUCGACCCAGCUUUCGCCUCAGUAUGCAGCGAUGUAACAGUGUACUCCAAUAACAAAGGAUUCUUCAAGAAUUUAGCUGAAGAAAUAGUUUCAUUGGCAGAAGUCGACGGUUGGUUGCAAAGCUUUGAAAAUAUCGAAGAUGAUAAAAAGGUUACAGCGGUUAUGGAAAAUAAUACAGUAAUGAGCGCCUUGAAUGAAGUUCUACAGAGAAUUCAGCCGUUGUUCCGUGGAAAGGAUGUUAGGAUAUCAUACGAAAGACGGUUGGCUGCACAGUCUUGUUUAAAAGAAGGGGAUCUAACAAAGAGCUUAGCUUUGGCCAGCCAAGCGGUGCUACGGGCUCCUAUGACAGGAGCUGAGGAAAUCAUUGACGGUGGAGUGUCUCUAGCGCUCGCCCUCUGGCUUCGCUCGGAAAUACUUUUACGCUCCGAUCGUCCAACAGCCGCCUUAGAAGAUUUAAAAUUAGCUUUGAAAGAAAGAUUACCCGCCCGUAUGAGAUCCGAGUAUUAUUGGAGGAUGGGACACUGUUAUAAAGGAGCUGGUGAACCGACUCGAGCCAAAGUCUCCUAUGAAUUAGCUGGAAGGCUCCUUGGCAACAAUGAAGACGCCAAAGCACAGCUCGCUAAGGAUAUAGAGUCUCUUGAUUAUACAUCUAAGCCUAAACAUCCUCCGGACAAGCCAGAUGUGCGGGUGACUGGGGGCGCAAAACAAAAUUUACCCGCUCUUUCAAAGAUGUUAAAGAUUGUUGAAGAAAAAGACAAGGGGCGAUUUGCUGUAGCCGAUGAUGACAUAAGUGUUGGAGACAUCCUGUUGGUAGACAAACCUUAUGCAGCAUGUCUGCUCUCAGAAUAUUAUGGAACCCACUGUCUCCAUUGUUUCAAGAGGCUGGAAUAUUGUGACGAAGAGGCUCCAGUGUGGUGUCCAAAUUGUUCAGGUGUUGCGUUUUGUACGACAAAAUGUCGAGACACCGCUGUGUCUACUUAUCAUUCAUAUGAGUGUCAGUUUAGUGACCUUUUUAUAGGAUCAGGAAUGUCCAUACUUAGUCAUAUUGCGCUUCGUAUGGUAACACAAGCUGGUCUGGAUACAAGUCAACAAAUCCAUGCUAAGUAUUUAGGCAACGAACUGAAAACUGUUGAGAGCUCUACAUUAAAUGAUAUAGAGGGAGUUACAAAGAAAAACAAAUUGAAAAGCAGAAAAGAAAGACUGAACCGAACAAAGAAAGGAUUAAAGGGCUUUGAAGAUAGAAAUUCAAAUGACGAAGAAAUAGAAACGAAAAUUGAGGACAAGACGACUUACCUCGAAAAGUUGGAAUUGACAGCUGCACAAAUUUAUUCACUUUGCUCGCAUUCACAGCAGAGAAAAGGAGCAGAUUAUUUAAAGAGAAUUAUAAUGGGAAUGUUCCUUACAGAGUGUUUAAAAAGAAGUGGAUAUUUUAAAAACUGCAGCAAAGAUAACAUGCCAAAAGCUGAAAAAAAUAUCUGCGAGUUGCUCGUUCGUAAUUUGCAAAUGUUGCAAUUUAACGCCCACGAGAUCUAUGAAACUGUCCGCGGCGAUCAUCAGUUCAGCGGCUCGAAGCCAAUUUACGUUGCAGUGGGUAUAUAUCCCACUGGAGCACUAUUUAAUCAUGAAUGCUAUCCCGCAGUGGCACGGUACUUUGAUCGGCAAAAUAUAAUACUGCGCGCGAUACGACCCCUGCGACCCGGAGAGAUAGUGUCUGAAAAUUAUGGUCCCCAUUUUCUAAUGCGGGGGCUCAAAGAGCGGCAGCGGAUGUUGGCCUGUAGAUAUUGGUUCCGCUGCGAAUGUAUCGCAUGCAAGGAAAAUUGGCCUACCCUCAAACAAAUGGAUGCUACAUCAAACCUAUAUUUAAGGUGCCCGAAUGCUAACUGCGUGGGAAAAUUUAGAUCGGGCAAAAAUAUGCCCAAUAGAUGCGCAAAAUGUUCUGUUACAAUUGAUAAAGAGUUGUUCAAAAUGUAUAUGGACGAUGUCAACAAAUGUCUAUCUCAAUACCAGGAAGGGGCAAAGCAAAUGGACCUUGAAUUUCCGAAAGAAGCCAUUCAAACAUUAUCAGAUGCUGUAAACAACUUCUAUAAAGUAGCACGACCACCUCACCGUGAGACACACAUUGCACAGGAAUCACUUAGAUCAUGUUAUGCAACAGAAGGAAAUGUAUACAUUGUGAAAUCUGAACCUAAAGAAAAAUAGUCUAACAAAAAAAGACUGUUAUGUUGCAACGGGGACAUGUAUGCGGCUCUUAGAAGUUGUAAGUAAUAAAAGGAACUGUUAAAGGCGUUCUGAGCGUAUGGUCCAUGAAACCCUGUACUGGACAUGGCUGGUAUUGACAAAUUUUCACAUUUCCUGUGCGUAAAUGUGUUGUUUAGUCUGGAGUAUUUUAGUAUGGGGAGGUCAAAUCGCAAAGUUUUUCCGUUUCUUGUCUGGCAAAGUUCGCUCCUGUAAAUGCACGCCGUGUCUUCCAUGCGCUGCUAUGUAACGUGCUUCACACAGUUUCUUGUAUCACGUAUACCUAAAUACUUACUGUACACAAGCGAGCGCGCAUUUAAUGAGUUAUAUGAUGAUUUGCCAUGCUAUUUACCUCACGCCUUCUGGUUUCAGCAUAACAAUCUGGUUUCAAGUUGGUCAAAUGAAGAUUUGGUCGAUUAGCAAAAAACUUUAGUCACCUUUUAUCAAACACAAGUUAUAAAUUAAUCAAAUCAUCAUAUUGGCAACGAAUGUUCGCCAAUUUUUAAUAUCACCAAUGUUUCUAAUAUAAAGAAACACCUUUCCUAUUGUUGUUUUUUGUUAACUCUACGUUUCGAUUUUACGAAAUAAAAAUAAAUAAU